Messenger RNA from Tetranychus urticae (two-spotted spider mite), 3507 nucleotides. RefSeq names its product histone-lysine N-methyltransferase E(z) (gene E(z)). The record is from RefSeq and is a predicted model, not a curated record. Gene Ontology annotation, cellular component: ESC/E(Z) complex; nucleus. Gene Ontology annotation, biological process: heterochromatin formation. Gene Ontology annotation, molecular function: histone H3K27 methyltransferase activity; protein binding; chromatin binding. Lineage: Eukaryota; Metazoa; Arthropoda; Arachnida; Trombidiformes; Tetranychidae.
AGGAAAAGAGACUUGAAGGAGAGAGAGUGAGAAUGAAAGAUAGCUUGAAUAAAGAGAAUAGUAAUGACCGGGAAUUUGUAAACACAAAGUCUCUGGUUUAGGUUUUAAAAUAUUCUUCUCCAUUUUUAUUGUUUUUUUUUAUAAAUUAAUAAUCUUUAACAAUGUUUAGUUAAUAACACUUUAAUAUGUGAUUUUGUGUUGUCCUGUAUAUUGGAAAAAUGGAGAAAGGAUUUAUUGCUGGCCAAAGAGAAGAACCUAUUGAACUGGAUUCAAAUUUGGACACCAGAAUAGCUGAAAACAAUGUCAGCAGCUGCAGCAACAUCAGCAUUUGUGUUGGAGAUGAUGCUAUUAAUUCCAAUGGUAUCGAUGGUCUCAAGUCUACUAAUUUAUGCUCUUCAUCAACUCAAACACCAAUGCUAAUACUACCUGAAUCACCAUCAACAUCUUCCUCGUCCAUAGUAUCUUCAUUGUCUUCUCCUUCAUUGGUAUCCCAAAAUUGGAGAAAGAAAGUGAUUUCAGAGUUUAACAAAAUCAGAGCAAGGAAACGAUUCCGCUAUAAAGAUACCUUAAAAGCAUCUUAUGCAAAUAAUCGUAAAUAUUUAGAGCAACUAUUAAACGCCAAUAAGGAUUCUGAUAGAGCUGUUUCAGUUAAUUAUAAAUUUGGUGAAUACUGUCCAAAUGAUUUGCCCUCCAAACGAGCUUAUUUAAAGUGUGAAUCUACCAAAGUUAACCAAAAAUGCUUCAUCAAAACAUUUUAUUCUGUAACUUCUAUUCCUCCAAUGUGCACUUGGGCACCUAUUCAACAAAAUUUUCUGGUCGAAGAUGAAACUGAGCUUCACAAUAUUCCUUAUAUGGGUGAUGAAGUUGAACAGGGAUUUAUUGAAGAGCUGCUAAAAAAUUAUGAUGGUAAAGUCCAUGGUAUAAAGGAACUCAAUGCUUAUGAAGAUGAAAUUUUUGUAGAAGUUGUUGAAUCUCUAAGCAAAUCAGAAUUGUUAAAGGAUCAACAUAGACCAAAUAGUGAACCUGAGCCCCUUAUUUCUACUACAGACUUAAAUGACUCAAAUGUCUCAGCAGAAUCUAUUGUCAAGACUGGUACGAAUGUGAAGUGUCAUAUUCCAUUUUUAAUAUUUGAGGCCAUCUAUUCUGCUUAUCCCGAUAAAGGAACUCCGAAAGAAUUGGAAGAAAGAUACCUGAAUCUAAUUGCUAAAAGAAAUGUUAUAAUUCCUGGUCAUAUUGAAUUCACGCCUAACAUAGAUGGACCUCAUGCUUCAUCAGCCUCUCGUGAGCAAACAAUGCAUUCAUUUCAUACCCUUUUCUGCCGCCGAUGUUACAAAUAUGAUUGUUUUCUUCAUCAUAAUUAUACAAAGCCACAGCCCAAACCUUCGGAUAUCAAACCAGCUUUUGAACCCUGUGGACCUGACUGUUACCUUCAUAUGGAUGGUAUGAGAUUAAAAAUUAAGCAAGAAAAACAAGAUGGUGAAAUACUUAUUCAGGAGACGAAGAAAUUAUCUUAUUGUAAUGCCAGUAGUGGUAAUGAUGCAAGUAGUGAGGACAGUAAUGAUAGUUUGAAAACGCAUCAAUUUGGUAAACAUCAUCACUCUCAUCAUACAAAGCAUCACAAGAAUCGAAAUAUAUCUUCAAACUUUAUAACCAGAACUCCACAUGAUCAAAUGAAAGAAUGGAAAACCAAGUCAAAUAAAAGCCAAGCACGAGAUGAUAUUCAUCAUCAAAUUUCAACUAAUAAUCAACUUUACCUCACAAAUCACGACAUCCAUUUCCCUUUACCCCUUCAACCACCAGUCUCAGAAGAUGAGACAGACUCUCGAACUGAAAUUAACCAAGAAAAUAUGUCUCAACUUGAAGAAACUAGUGAUAAUUCAAAUUGUGAUGAAUGGACGGGUUCUGAAAAAUCAUUGUUCCGUGUUCUAUGGAAAAGCUUCUAUCGUAACUAUUGUGCUGUAGCGGAAGCUUUAUACACCAAAACUUGUAAGCAAGUUUACUUUUUCGCUCAGCAAGAACUCUCAUAUGGUGGACUAGAAGAAAUCGAUUUAACUUUUUCUCCGCCUCGUAAAAAGAAGAAAAAAAAUAGAUAUUGGGCUUUGCAACAUCGAAAAUUACACCAAAAGAAAGAUGGAUUAGCCAAUAGUGUUUACAAUUAUAUUCCUUGUGAUCAUCCUGGUCAACCUUGUGACCUUAACUGUAUCUGUGUAUCAACAAACAAUUUUUGUGAAAAAUAUUGUAACUGUAGCCCUGAAUGUCCACAAAGAUUUCCUGGAUGUCGAUGUAAAGCUCAAUGCGCUACAAAGCAGUGUGCAUGUUAUCUAGCCGUUCGAGAAUGUGAUCCUGAUCUUUGUCAAACCUGUGGUUCUCACCAAGAGGAUAUUAAACAAAUCACUUGUCAAAAUGUUUCAAUUCAAAGAGGAUUAAAGAAACACUUGCUUCUUGCUCCAUCAGAUGUUGUUGGCUGGGGAAUUUUUCUCAGAGAUUAUGCAGCCAAAAAUGAAUUUAUCUCCGAAUAUUGUGGUGAAAUAAUAUCUCAAGAUGAAGCUGAUCGCCGAGGUAAAGUCUAUGAUAAGCACAAAUGUAGUUUCUUAUUUAACCUCAACAACGAUUAUGUGGUUGAUGCUACUCGAAAGGGUAAUAAAAUUAGGUUUGCUAAUCAUUCAGUUAACCCUAAUUGCUACGCCAAAGUAUUAAUGGUCAAUGGUGAUCAUCGUAUUGGUAUUUUUGCUCGUAGACAAAUUCAGCCUGGAGAAGAGCUUUUCUUUGAUUAUCGAUAUGGCCUGACAGAACAACUUAAAUUUGUUGGCAUUGAACGUGAAAGUGAUUGUCCAAAUUAACAUCAUAGGUCCUUAAUUGUUCAAAAUGAAUCAACUAUCAUGUUUUAUUAAUUUAUUUAAAAUAAUUACAGGGUUUCCAGUCAGAUAGAAACACAAUUCAAGACACUUUUUCCACCAUCAAUUGAAAAACCUCUUAAAACUAGAUUUUUGUAAAAUCAGUUUUGCUCUCACUUCCAAAUCAAUUAAAAACUUCUCGUGUUGACUGUAACAGUACAAAUAAAAUGCAACACAGAAAUCACAAUAGCAUGUUGUAAUAUUCAAGUUGGAACUCAGAGACUGUUAAAUUAAAUUUGUUCAGUUUGGAACAAAAUCUGUUCUUUUAUGAAGCAAAAGAAACUUGCCAUGACUUUACCAGUUUUGCUGGUACUUACCACCAAUAUUUAUUAAAUAACGAACCAAAAAAAGAACAGAGAAAAUCUCUCAAUUGCACACUCAUUCACCGAUAAAAUAUUGUUCCUUUUCUUCUUUUCUUUACCUUGUCUACGUCAUUUCUAUGUUUCUAAUUUAAUUUUAAAUUGUACCAAUUGCUUCCUAAUAUUUAUAGUUAACUAGUUCUCAAUUCAUUGUGUUCUAAAAUAUUGUAACUAUAUUACCCUUAAAUUAUUCUGUAUUUGUUUUGAUCCACGACUUGUAUCUAAUAAUCAAUUUUUCAUCAUUUUCAUACUGA